CGAUGGCGCAAGGUCCACCUGGUGGUAUUCUUGGCAUCCUGGGAGUUGUAGUGGUGGCCGGUCUGAUUGUAGGAGUGGUGGCCACAAUCUGUAUGGUGUACAGAAGAGGACAGAAACCCCGUUCAGAGACUGACAAUGACCUGACCGACCUCCCACCAGUUCACAAGCCGGCCCCUCCGCCACCCAAGAAAAAGAGCAGCGAUAUGAAAGGAGACCUGACAUCUGACGAGAUCCAGGUUGUUCAUCUGGACAAGGACGAUGAGAUACAGAAGAUUCCUCUUCAGCCACCAUACUAUGACAUGGCACAGUCUGAGUCCAAUAAGCCGAACUCUGCAAACGAAGAGCUACCAGCCCCAGCCGACCAUGUGAGCUGUCACCACCCGGGCAACCAGGAAAAAAUUGUUGAGCCUCCACCCCCUUCUGCCUACCCACCUGUUACCCUCCUACCCCACAACCCUUACACCCAACACCCUACUAAUACCCCAAUGUACACCUUCCAGCCCAACUCUGCCCCUUCCGCCCCCCGACCCCCUUUCAACUACCCGAAGGAGCAGUCUGUCUAGAUCUUGUGUACAGGAUAGCCAUUACGAGUUACUCCUGCAGAGAACAACACCACCUUCCUCUUUGCUGUUGUACAACGCUGGCCACAUCAGGACACAGACGGUCUCUCGGACCGAAAUAAAAAGUGUCAGUAGUUUGUUGACCUGAAACCGUGUGUGUUGUGCACUGCAUGUUUCACAACAAGGCUGUGGUUAGGACCCCUUAGUCUUGUGUUUUAAAGACCUCACUAUGAAACCAUACCUCACAAAAGCACACCUCACUUCUCCGAAACACAGGGUAUUGGCCUUUGCUUUGCAUAAUACCUCUUUAAGAUCUCACCUUCCUUUGUUUCCAUUCUGCCAAGUGUCUGACCAUUUACGUAUUUAAAGGAACAGUUCACCCAAACGUGAAAAUCCUGUCAUUUAUUUUCAAUAGAACACAAACACUGUUUCUAGUUUGUGAAAAUUCGCAUGAGCAAAAUAAUUUUUGUGUGAACUGUCCCUUUAAGAACUUGUCACCUUUUUUACUGUUUAUUCUUUACUAUAGUGAACAUUAUGUUUAAAUGAUUGUCACAAAUGUGUGUUGCACUUACCGCAAAAUGAUAUUUGCUUGCUUCUUGUUGUACAUGCUUGAGUUGAGUGACUGUUUCUUAUUUAUCUCAUGACUUUUUGUCAAAACAUAAGGACCAAUGUCCACGACAGUCAUACAGUGAAUCAUUCUUGCAUUUAUUUGUAAACAGCGGGCUACUAAAUGACAUCAGAAUAAUAUUCUGCCAUAACAAUCUGAAUUGUGAAUGUUCCCAAAAAUUGAAGGGCUCACUUAUGCUCGUAAGAUAUCAUCUCAACGUCACAAGUAAAAUGAUAAUGGGAACGCUGUCAUCUUUGCUUGUGGUAACCAAAUAAACAGAGCCUGCCAUAUUUGCUUCACACAAAUGUUUACAUUUGGCAUCAUCACAGAUGAAAAUGAAUAAACAUCCACUGUUGUCAUCAUAGUUUGAAGCGAUAUACAAAUAUGUACAAUCUCAUGUGUCAGUUUAUUUACUCAUUCAUUUUAUGUUAAAAUAUAAAGUGUUUCAUUUCAGUUGCUGCUGUAUUUAUAAGUGUUUUCAUGCAAUUCACAUUUUUGCUUUAUGGUUUAAAAACUAUUUUCAGGUUGAGUUCGACUGGAUACACAAAAUGUUUUGCAGGGACAAUCCGUAUAUAUUUCUUCCUUAUCAAGCUAUUUUUGAAAGAUAUUCAUAUGUUGAUGUAUUUUUUUAAAGAAUGAUCCUCAGCAUACACUUAAGCUUCUUUCAAGUCAGAUACCAUAUAAAGAGUCAAUAGAAAAUCACAGCCGCCCUCUUUAAAACCUCACCCAGACCUCUUUGUAUAAUGAGAUCCUCUGAUAAGAAUGAUGCUCGUAUUGUUAGGAAAUGUAUAAGCUGGAAAAUACAAAAAAGUUUGAAAAAAUAUUUGUGCUAAAUGUUUGUGAAAGUUAAAGUGAUAAAGAGACACCCUUUAGUGUUAUUCAGGAUUGGUUUUGGAAAUGUAAUCAUUUUGCUGUGGUUUCUGGGAUAUGUAAAGCUACCUGCCAUGCACAUCUUUUUGUCUGGCAUUGAUUUCUGUCUGUGUUCUUGUUGUGUAGCAUUAGAAUCAUCUGUGGUUCCUGGGACACUGUCCCUAUGUCAAAUAUGUUUUUUUUUUAUUAUUGGUGACGCCUGUAGUAUUAUUAGUAUUAUUAUUAUAGUAUUAAAGAUCAUUGUCUGUAGUUUUUAGUUGUCCUACUUUGAUUAUUUUCAAUUGUAAAUUAUGUUUCUUAUUAUUAUUUUGAAACUGUGAAAUUAUUUGACUUUAUUUCUACGUUUGCAAUCCUGAUUAUUUUGUUUUAUACAUGUGCUUUUUUGUUGAUAUUUUCUUACACUGUGUAUACAAAUAUAUCUUCAUGUUUGUAAAGGAAAAUCAUCGUCUCUGUCCUCGUGAACAUGAACGCAUUAUAUGUGUCACUGCUAGUUAUUCUUCCAUAUGUAAAGCAUUUUGACUUUUUUGUCUUUUUUACAUGGGGAAUACAGUAUGUUUGAUGUAAAAUUUAACUUUGUGUACCAGAUGUGUGAAACAAAACUCAUGCAGAUGAA
Messenger RNA from Paramisgurnus dabryanus, 2650 nucleotides. NCBI's taxonomy places the organism in Eukaryota, Metazoa, Chordata, Actinopteri, Cypriniformes, Cobitidae. The record is from RefSeq and is a predicted model, not a curated record.